UACAAGUCGGGUUGAGCGCAGGUCCCGAUCGAUUCAUCGCUUCUGAAAAGACGUGGAGCGAAUAGCCUCCGUCGACGAGCGGCAACGAAGGACCGUCGCUCCCAUCCCGACAAAGAAACAGCGAGCGUAUUUUCGAUUUUUAAAAAGUAAAUAUGGCGCUAGACUUUGCGGCUACCUACAAGGUGCUCGUUUUAGGAGAUUCGAACGUUGGCAAAACUUGCAUAGUUCAUCGCUAUUGCGACGAGCGAUACUAUGACACUUACAUAUCAACCAUAGGUAUCGACUUCAAACAAAAAAUUAUCAAUUUAGAUGGUACUCCGAUUAAACUCCAAAUAUGGGACACCGCUGGCCAAGAAAGGUUCAGAACUCUUACGACGGCCUAUUACCGUGGAGCGAUGGGCAUUCUUUUGAUGUACGACGUUACUAGCAUGGAAAGUUUCAAUCAUCUUUCGUAUUGGCUUCGUAAUAUCCAAGAGAAUGCCUCGCCAGACGUAGUAAAAGUAUUGGCAGCUAAUAAAUGUGACGCGACAACUCACAGAGCAGUUGAUGCUGUCAGAGGAAAUAAAAUUGCUGAAAAUUUCGAUAUGCCGUUUUUCGAGGUUUCCUGCAAAGAAAAUAUAAACAUCGAAGAAGCGUUCUUAACUCUAGCAAGGAGAAUACGAGAACAACGGGGUCGUCGAGCAAGCCUAUUCGAAGCUUCGGAAAGGGAAGGAUCAAAUGCAGUGAUAACAGCUCAGUCACCGUCGCAGCAAGGCGAUGCCUGGCGUUGCACGUGUUAGCCUGGGGCUUGAUAUUAUCUGACUGCUGGGUCUUUAGUGACAGCUAUAUGAGGCUCCUUGAAAAAAGUGGUAUGGUUUUAUAAUGCAAAGCUCAGCGAUAUUAUGAUAUUUAAAUGAUAUAAAAAGUAUUGAAGUAUUCAAAGUAUUAAGGUCUUAAUCUUAGGAACGUUCGUUCAUUCCUAAUUUUUAAGACUUAUAGAAAAAC
Messenger RNA from Diprion similis, 984 nucleotides. RefSeq names its product ras-related protein Rab-8A (gene RabX4). The record is from RefSeq and is a predicted model, not a curated record. Lineage: Eukaryota; Metazoa; Arthropoda; Insecta; Hymenoptera; Diprionidae. Gene Ontology annotation, molecular function: GTP binding; GTPase activity. Bases 153 to 779 code for a protein of 208 amino acids. The transcript has 5 exons.